AUGACUGAUGAAUUCAAUCGAUAUUAUAUCAAAAUUCGAGCUAUUUUGGGAAUAGAUUCAAAAACAAUCUUUGACGAACUUACAGAGGCAUUGGGACCUGAUGCUCCAUCAUAUCCAACAGUCAGAAGAUGGGCGAAACGUUUUCGUGAAGGAAGAGACGAUGUCACUGAUGAUCCUCGAUCUGGUCGUCCGAUUUCGGUACUUACAGAUGAAAAUGUUGAACGCGUUCGACAAGUUAUCGAAGAUGAUCCACACUCAACUUAUGAUGAUAUUAUGGGUGAGACUGAUCUAUCACGUGGUACAAUAGAACGAAUUAUUCAUGAUCGUCUAAAGAUGAGAAAAGUUACAUCACGUUGGGUUGCUCAUCAACUUACUGACGAACAAAAACAAAAACGACUUAGAAUUUGUCGUCAAAAUUUAGAGAAAUUUAGAAAUGGAACAUGGCAUUUAUGUGAUGUUAUUACUGGUGAUGAGACAUGGAUUUAUCACAGGCAGAUUGGUCGAAAGUCAAGCAAUGCUACUUGGGUUGGCGAAAAUGAACUACCAAGAACCAUUGUUCGUCGGAAUAGAUUUGAACCUAGAACACUAUUUUGCUUCUUCUUCAAAUCCACUGGUUCUCUUCUCAUACACAAAGUAGAUAAGGGCAAGACAAUCGAUCAUGACUACUAUAUUGAUAAUUGUCUUAUACCUGUUAUCAAUGAAAUAAGAAAAAAGGAAAAGUCAUCACGUACUACAUAUAAAAUGCUUCAUGAUAAUGGUCCUCCUCAUACUCAUCCAGAUGUUAUUGAUUAUUUAAUGGAGGAAGGAAUCGAAAUCAUUCCACAUCCACCAUAUUCACCAGAUCUCGCACCGUGUGACUUUUGGCUAAAUGAUUAUAUCAAGAACAAGUUGACGGAUCACACAAACGAAGAAUCAUUAGCUCAAGAGGUUUCCACCAUAGUGAAGAAUAUUCCAAUAAACGAGUUUAAAAAGACUUUCGAUAAACUGUUAGAAAGAAUGAAACUUUGUAUCAAAAAUAAUGGUGAUUAUUUUGAGCAUUUAAUAAAAUAAAAUAACGAAUGUCUCUUCGUUUCUGUAUUGUGGUUUUAUGUUGGCAUGAUCUUUUCUUGGCUAUAAAUACUAUAGAUUUAGUCUGAAAGGAUGUUAGAACUAAGUCUAAGAGAGAGUUGCUCUAUAUAUUAUUAAAGACGAGACGUUAUACUAUAUAUUGCCUUAGUAAAAUAUUCAAUAUUUAUUGCUUUAUUAAAUUUUAAAAACUGUGAUCAGAACUUUUGGUAUACCCUAAGUAAUGAUAGAUAAUGCAUUGAAAAUCUAUGCAUUGACAUACAUCACUAGAAAUAAUGUAGAAAUGACUCUAAAUUACACCCUCGACGAACUUCUUUUGGUCUGUGCGGGAGAUACUUGAGAAUCUUGAUCGAGAAAGUCAUGCGCUAUGAACAAAUCUUGAGGUAAGACUUGAGAUCUCUCGGUGAACUCAAGUUCUUGAACUUCGCGUUCUAUCACUUAAUAUUCUUGCUCAUGCGCUUGAAACUCUUGUCCAUGCGUUUGAAUUCUUACUCAAGCGUUUCUAUUAUUAAUGAGCUUUUUUACUUUUUUUUCCAAUUUUACGUUCAAAAUAACUCAACUUUUAAUAAAAAUUCAUAAUUGUAUUUUCUUGGAUUGAGCACAUGAGUUUCUUGUGAUUGUGACUCAUGCAAAUAAUCAAGCGUUUGUCUUGAGCAAGAAAAUGAUGUGCUAUCGCAAAUCUUGAAGUCUGCGCAGAUCAAGAGCAUGAAAAAAAAGUUCGCCUAGGGCACGGAAGAGCAAUGUUUUUCAACGCAUCGUUGAGUGAUAAUGUUAUAACUAGUGAAAAUACUUUGAAGAAAAAUGAAUUACCAUACAUUAGUAAACCUAAUAUAAAAGUUUCUUGAAGUUCGAUAAAUCUAUAAUGCAUUGUGGGCAUUAUUAGCUUUAGUAUUGCAGUUUUGAGAGUUUGCUACAUUAUGAGAAAGAGAGGUGACUAGAUAAGCGUUGAAGUGAUCAAAAUGAGAGUGCUAGGACAUGUUUCAUAUUAAGUCAAUUCUGAAAGCAUUCUUCCAAAUUUG
Rotaria sp. Silwood1 is the source of this 2084-nucleotide messenger RNA. The record is from the annotation of a GenBank genome assembly. NCBI's taxonomy places the organism in Eukaryota, Metazoa, Rotifera, Eurotatoria, Philodinida, Philodinidae.